AGAAGUAGGAUCCAUGAAUUUAUAAUUGGACCCACGGUUGCUCCAUCAUUGUCACAGCAACCAACUUCUUCCAGUUCUCAUCUCUCAAACCUUCUCUUUCAAUUCACUCUUUCAAAACAACACAACACAACACAGAUCCUUCAUUCUCACACUAACUCUCUCUCUCACUCACCCACACCUUUCUCACCAACUCACAAUUUCACACCAAACCAAUCCAAUUCAAUCCAAUCCAUGUUUUCCAAAUUUGUAACCUGCUAAAUCCAACUCCAUUUCACAACUACUUCACCGAAUGAUGGUGGAAACCUCAACAUUAGGUCGGUUCCACCACCAAAGACUCGACUUUAAACGCUGCGUUCCGGCAUUCAUAACCUCACACAAGACCCUCUUUUUGGUUCUAUGGAUCGCAGCUUUUUCGUCGGUUUUUAUUUGGCAAAGAAACAUGGUGGUUGGUGGGUUUUUGUUUUUCGGACGAGUUUCGGUUAGACCGAUUCCCAAGAUGAGACCCGUGGUUUUCAAUUUGACGGAUUUUGGUGGUGUGGGUGAUGGGGUUACUCUCAAUACUGAAGCUUUUGAAAGAGCUGUUUCUGCUAUAUCUAAAUUGGGGAAGAAAGGUGGGGCCCAGCUCAAUGUUCCUCCUGGUCGUUGGCUCACUGCACCGUUCAAUCUUACCAGCCAUAUCACUCUUUUUCUAGCUCAAGAUUCUGUUAUUCUUGGCAUUGAUGAUGAGAAGUAUUGGCCACUCAUGCCUCCGUUGCCUUCAUAUGGGUAUGGAAGGGAGCGUCCUGGGCCUCGAUAUGGAAGUUUGAUUCAUGGUCAGAAUCUUAAAGAUGUUGUGAUAACAGGGCAUAAUGGCACCAUAAAUGGACAAGGACAAGCAUGGUGGAAAAAAUUUCGCCAGAAGCGUCUCAACUACACAAGGGGGCCACUUGUUCAGAUCAUGUGGUCUAGUGACAUUGUAAUCACUAAUAUUACUCUACGUGACUCUCCUUUUUGGACAUUUCAUCCAUAUGACUGCAAAAACAUUACAGUAAAAGGUGUUACAAUUUUGGCUCCUGUAAUUGAAGCUCCAAACACUGACGGCAUAGAUCCUGACUCUUGCGAGGAUAUGUUGAUAGAGGACUGUUACAUAAGUGUGGGAGAUGAUGCAAUUGCUAUAAAGAGUGGUUGGGAUCAAUAUGGAAUUGCUUAUGCAAGGCCUUCCAUGAAUAUAAUGAUCCGAAACCUUGUUGUUCGCUCUAUGGUCAGUGCUGGUAUCUCAAUAGGCAGUGAGAUGUCUGGUGGGGUAUCCAACAUCACAGUGGAGAAUCUUCUUGUAUGGGAUUCUAGGCGUGGUGUGAGGAUAAAGACUGCACCUGGGCGAGGGGGAUAUGUGCGACAAAUAACUUAUCGGAAUAUAACGUUUGAGAAUGUCCGUGUUGGAAUUGUGAUGAAGACAGAUUACAAUGAACACCCUGAUGACGGCUAUGACCCUACAGCACUUCCAGAUAUAAGAGACAUUAGCUUCACCAGUAUCUAUGGCCAUGGAGUUCGUGUGCCGGUACGUAUUCACGGUAGCGAAGAGAUUCCUGUGAGAAAUGUAACUUUUCGUGAAAUGUCAGUUGGAUUAACCUACAAGAAGAAACACAUAUUUCAAUGUGCAUUUGUACACGGCCGCGUAAUAGGGACCAUUUUCCCAUCUCCAUGCGAGAACCUUGAUCGGUACAAUGAGCAAGGACAGCUGGUUAAACAUUCCAUGUCCCAGAAUGUAACAGAUAUAGAUUAUGAUUUUUGAGGUGUCAUGUUCAAUUUACUCGUUCAUGAAUUUAUGUCUGUAUUAGAUUCAUUUUUUUCUCCUUUUGUAACUUCACUUCCCCUCUCCAUUUUAUAGCUUUCUGAAGUGGAGUUGUAAAUACGAAAAUUUUCAGAUGCUUAUAAAAAUUUACUAUGUUACACGAAUGCAUA
Molecule: messenger RNA, 1941 nt
Organism: Trifolium pratense (red clover)
Lineage: Eukaryota; Viridiplantae; Streptophyta; Magnoliopsida; Fabales; Fabaceae
Product: probable polygalacturonase
Exons: 5
Coding region: 290-1771 (493 amino acids)
Biological process (GO): carbohydrate metabolic process
Molecular function (GO): polygalacturonase activity
Source: RefSeq, a predicted model, not a curated record